AAACAUCAUCAUCAUAAUAACCUCAAUCUCAACUUUUCACAGCAUUUUUCACACACGUGGUCUCCACCAUCAUGUGAAAUGAGUGUCCUUAUGUUUCUAAAUCAUGACUCUACCACCACUUCUUCUCAAUCUUUUACAACAACAUUUAGUAACAUAACAAAAUGUGUUACCAAACUCAAAAGACACUUUCUUCAUUGUUUCUGAUUUUUCUUCUUCUACAAUGGCACAUUCUUCUAAACACACUCCUCGUACCCCUACUUAUCUCUUACCUUGUGUCAUUGCUCUCUCUUUCUUCUCUCUCACAGCACUUCUUCUCUACAAGGUGGAUGAUGUAGCUAGCAGAACUGGAACAGUGGUUGGUCACAACCUAGAACCAACGCCAUGGCAUGUUUUCCCUACCAAAUCCUUUGAUGAAGAGACUCGACAGAGCCGAGCCUACAAAAUUAUACAAUGCUCUUAUCUCACAUGUGGUUCUGCAGACUCUGGCGGCAAAACAGGACCUAGUUUUGCCGCCAAAGAUGCAAAACAACAAAAUUGUCCUGAUUUCUUCCGGGCGAUCCGGAAGGAUCUGGAGCCAUGGAAGAAAACAAAGAUUUCUAAAGGGCAUUUGGUGGAAGCACAAAAGUAUGCUGCAUUUAGAGUGGUGAUUGUUGGGGGGAAGUUGUUUGUGGAUUGGUAUUAUGCUUGUGUUCAAAGUAGGGCUAUGUUUACUGUUUGGAGUUUGUUGCAGCUUUUGAGAAGGUAUCCUGGGUUGGUACCUGAUGUGGAUUUGAUGUUUGAUUGCAUGGAUAAGCCUAGUAUUAACAAAACAGAACAUGCUUCAAUGCCUUUGCCAUUGUUUCGUUAUUGUACCACAAAGGGACACUUUGAUAUUCCUUUUCCUGAUUGGUCCUUCUGGGGAUGGCCAGAGAUAAACAUACGACCUUGGCAAGAAGAGUUCCCAGAUAUUAAACAAGGUGCUCAAGUUGUCAGUUGGAAAAAUAAGAAUCCGCUAGCAUACUGGAAAGGAAAUCCAGAUGUUGCAUCUCCUCUUCGUACCGAAUUACUUACUUGCAAUGAUUCUAUGAAGUGGGGAGCAGAAAUUAUGCGUCAGGAUUGGGAUGCAGCUGCUAGAAGUGGCUUUCAGGAAUCAAAACUUUCAAAACAGUGUAAUCACAGAUAUAAGAUCUAUGCUGAAGGGUAUGCAUGGUCUGUGAGUUUGAAAUAUAUUCUCUCAUGUGGUUCUGUGGCACUAAUUAUACGGCCGCAGUAUGAAGAUUUUUUCACACGUGGUCUUGUUCCACUACAAAACUUUUUACCAGUUGAUCCUCUAGAUCUAUGUCCAUCUAUAAAGCGCAAUGUAGACUGGGGAAACAAGCACCCAAAAGAGGCUGCAGCGUUGGGGAAAAGAGGACAAGAUUAUAUGGAAAGCUUGAACAUAGAUCGAAUUUAUGAUUACAUGUUCCACCUUAUCUCGGAAUACUCAAAACUUCUCGACUUCAAGCCUGCUUUACCUUCAACUGCCUUGGUGGUUUGCGAGGAAUCCGUUCUUUGCUUUGCUGAUGAGAAGCAGAGGUCAUUCCUUAGUAGAUCAACUGUCUCCCCUUCACAAACCCCUCCGUGUACUCUGAAACCUGCAUAGAGCGAGUGAUCAUACCUGUAUUUUGGUGCACAAAAAUACUAAACUAAAGAUGUAGAAGUUCUAAUAUCCAAGAACAUGAAAUGACAGUGAACUGGCAUAUGCUACAGUGAGCGCCAUUGUUAGUAUUAAAAGAAAAAGUUGGUUAUUACAUGUAAAUUUAUAGUGCCUUGUAGGUAAUCAUUUAAAAGAUGUUGCUUUUGUAAUAGUCAUCAUCAUUUAAUAGAGCAUACAUUGCGGGAAUUCUCAUUUUCA
Messenger RNA from Medicago truncatula (barrel medic), 1873 nucleotides. RefSeq names its product O-glucosyltransferase rumi homolog. Lineage: Eukaryota; Viridiplantae; Streptophyta; Magnoliopsida; Fabales; Fabaceae. The transcript has 6 exons. The record is from RefSeq and is a predicted model, not a curated record. The coding region runs from base 221 to 1621 and encodes 466 amino acids.